AUGGCUCCUCUUCUUUCCUUGGCCUUAACGGCCUGCUCCCUCUUGAGCACCGCCUUUGCUCUUCCAGGUCGUGGCGGUGUGCACUCUAUUCCUCGCGCUGUCACCAGAUCCAGCUCUGCUGUCGAGGUCAACACCCUCUACAGCUUCGGCGAUGGCACUUGGGCCGAGAACCUCGCGGUUCGCGCCAAUGGUCAAAUCCUUCUCUCGCGUCUGGACACACCCGAGGUUCUGCAGCUCGACCCGACGGGUGUCAAGGCGCCCAUCACUGUUGCUUCUUGGAAUGCGUCCACUUACAUGGGCUGUCUCGGUAUCUCCGAGACGAACACCGACAUCUUCUAUGUUGUCACCUCGGGCUUUGUUGAUGACGACUUUGUGCUCACUUCCGGCGUCAACAGUAUCUGGGAAAUUGAUAUGACUACUUUCGCCGUCUCUGCAAAGACCGGCCAGGUUCUUUCCAACGCCACCGUUUCCAAGCUGGUUGACGUGACCACUUCUGAUUUCUUGAACGGACUUACUACCCUGUCGGACGACUUGAUUCUUGUCGCCGAUGCUUACAACGGCUGGGUGUACCGCGUCAACACCAACACUGGUGCUUACUCGAUUGCCGUCAACGAUGAGAAGAUGAAGUUCGACUCCAUCGCCAACCCGCCGACCAACAUCGGUGUCAACGGUAUCAAGCUGCACAACGGUUACCUUUACUGGUCCAACACCGCUGUCGGCACAUUGAACCGUAUCAGCGUUAACAGCCAGGGUGCUGCCACUGGCACAUCUCAGGUCGUUACUAGCAAUGUCCCCAAGGCCGACGACUUCAUCUUCAAGAGUGAUGGCGUUGCCUUCAUCGCCCAGAACCAGAUGGAUGAGCUCAGCGUUCUGUACCCUAACCAGUCCGAGGCUGCUGUCAUUGCCGGUAGCAAUAUCUCGACCAUCCUGGCUGGUGUUUCUGCUGGCAAGUUCGGCCGUUUGCCUUCUGAUGAGCACAUUCUCUACUUGACCACUAGCGGAGCUGAGGGAUUGCCUAUCAAUGGCACAGUGACUGUUCCCGCCACUCUCUCGUGGAUCGAUACCUCGGCAUUCUAA
Penicillium verhagenii is the source of this 1077-nucleotide messenger RNA. RefSeq lists its product as uncharacterized. The record is from RefSeq and is a predicted model, not a curated record. Bases 1 to 1077 code for a protein of 358 amino acids. NCBI's taxonomy places the organism in Eukaryota, Fungi, Ascomycota, Eurotiomycetes, Eurotiales, Aspergillaceae. The transcript is spliced from 2 exons.